Messenger RNA from Sinocyclocheilus grahami, 950 nucleotides. RefSeq names its product protein yippee-like 2. NCBI's taxonomy places the organism in Eukaryota, Metazoa, Chordata, Actinopteri, Cypriniformes, Cyprinidae. The coding region runs from base 3 to 362 and encodes 119 amino acids. The transcript is spliced from 4 exons. The record is from RefSeq and is a predicted model, not a curated record.
CCAUGGUCACCAUGACGCGCUCCAAAACUUUCCAGGCGUACCUGCCCAGCUGCCACCGUACCUACAGCUGUAUCCACUGCAGAGCACACCUCGCCAACCAUGACGAGCUCAUCUCCAAGUCCUUUCAAGGAAGUCAGGGCAGAGCAUAUCUGUUCAACUCUGUGGUGAACGUAGGAUGUGGCCCUGCAGAAGAGAGGGUUCUGCUCACGGGCCUUCAUGCAGUGGCAGACAUCUACUGCGAAAACUGCAAAACCACACUGGGGUGGAAAUAUGAACAUGCCUUUGAGAGCAGUCAGAAGUACAAGGAAGGCAAGUUCAUUAUCGAGCUCGCCCACAUGAUCAAGGACAACGGCUGGGACUGAGCGGGCAUGCUGGAGAGAGCAGCGGGUGGAUGGUGAAUGUGUGGGUGAAUGACUGACUUUGGUUUGCCAUUACCCUCUUAAACCCUCUUCUACCCUCCAUCUCCUGCUGACACACACGUCCCUCACCGGACCGAAACCAGGAGAGCGGGCCGCCCCGGGGGGUCUUUGUGUGUCUGGAGGAGAGCGUGCGCAUGUGUGUGUGUGUCUGCUCGGGCACAUGGGAGCACACUGAGAUACAUGAAUGCAUACACAAGGUGUACAGACAUACGUAUGUAAAAAUAACAGCAUAUCGCAUGUCACGCUCAUCUCAGCCCGAUGGUUUAUACUACAAGCGGCUCUAUUCAUACGCGUAUAUGACAUAAGGCAGGGCUCAGAGGGCGCGUUGUGCUUGGCAGGAUCAGGGUCACGAGUUUGCCGAGCUGAUGGGGCUUUCUCCACUAUGUGUCAGUGAGAAACUACCAGGCUGACCUUUCCGAAUUCAGAUUUGCACCAUCUGCGCCAGUGAGGAGAAUUGGCAUGGAGCAAUCUCUGAAUGGAGCUCUGACGGACCAACAAACAGGGCUUAAAGGAAUAGUUCAUCCAAAAAUC